ACAAAAUCGAUCCGAAGCAAUUUGGUAGCUUAAGGGGAUCUUCUACAACAUUCUCCCUUAUUGAUAUGAUUAACAACUGGUUGCAGGCACUGGAUAGCCCAAAACGGUAUCUACGUAUUUGUUUUUUGGAUUUCUCCAAAGCUUUUGACAGAAUCAACCAUAACAUUUUGAUUGCGAAACUCAUAGCCCUUGGAGUAAGAAGAUGUUUGAUCCCAUGGAUAUGUGAUUUUCUUUCAAAUCGUCGUCAGGCAGUGAAAAUUAAUGAGUCUCGCUCGGAGUGGGCUUAUGUAAAUGGCGGUGUCCCUCAAGGAACAAAACUUGGCCCUAUCUUGUUCUUAGUUAUGAUUAAUGAUCUGAAAAUGAAGUCCCUAAACUCCUCUCAUUGGAAAUACGUUGACGAUGUAACGAUUUCUGAGGUUAUAAAAGAAACUGAGGAAUCGCGAUUACAAACUGAACUCAAUGAACUCCAACAAUGGGCAUGUGAGAAUGAUAUGAAACUGAAUGGGUUGAAAUGCAAGAAAAUGGUUGUCAGCUUUUUACGACAAAGUGAUAACUAUACUCCAUUACACAUUAAUGAUCAACAAUUGGAACUGGUUACAUCUUUCAAGAUUUUGGGUUUGACUAUUAAUAAUCACCUUAAAUGGAAUGAUAACGUUGCAAUUAUCGUAAAAAAAGCGUCGAAACGCCUUUACAUCCUUCGGGUGUUGCGUCGAUCUGGAAUUCCACCCGCUGACUUGCUCUCAAUCUAUAACGCCUUAAUCAGAUCUGUUUUGGAAUAUGCUUGUGCAGUCUGGCAUACCAGCCUACCUCAGUAUCUUUCCAACAAAAUUGAACGGGUGCAGAAACGUGCUCUGCGAAUUCUGUACCCUUUCACUGAUUAUGCGGAAGCCUUAUCUAUCAGUCGUUGUUCUCGCCUUGAUGAUAGAAGGCAGUCAAUAUGUCAGAAUACCUUACAAAAGAUUGCUAAUCCUUGCUCGAAACUGUACCACUUGUUGCCGUCAACUCGUGGAAACGUCCAUGGACGGAGUUUGAGAAAUAAUAAUCAAUUAUCGCUUCCCAAAUGUAGAACUGAGAGGUUUAAGAACAGUUUUAUCCCGGCAAUGUGCUAUAGUCAAGUUGACGUAUAGGCCUUUAUGGUCUUAAUUUGUAUAUUAGGUUUUAACAUUUAUAUUAGAUAUAGUAAUUAAUAUUCUAGCAUUUUUGUAAAUUUUAGUAUAUUUCCAUGUAAGCAUAUUGUAAUUCAUUUUCAAUGCGAUAAUAUGCAAAUAAACCAUUAAUAUUAAAUAAUAAUUGUGGUUAGCAUUAUCAUCUUGCACAACAUUAUUUAACACAUUUUGCUAGUGUGUUUACCAAUUUGGUACAAUAACGACUUGCAUUAGGAGAAUUUAAAAAUUCAAGCCAACAAUUAACAAAGGCAGUAUCUGAUGGCAUUUCAUAAUUCCAUGAAUCAUUUUGAGAGUUUUUCCAAGGUUUAUACUUCAAAAGCUGAUAUUUACAAUAUAGGGGAUAAUUCACCCCUUUUGGAUUGAAAGAAUAACAAGGGAAGAAGCGCAGAAUGACUUUUGAUGAUUGUUUGACAAGUCUACUGUUGGCAAUUUUGUAGUCUGUGAAUACUGAGCUAAAUUAAGUUUCAUCACAAAUGGAAAAUCAUUCUUAAAAGAUUCACGCUUCGAAUAUUUAUCCAAUAUGGAGUCAUUGGUGCAGCUACUAUUUGGGUAUUAAAAAUGCUAGAUGUGCGACCAGGAUUCAAUUACUUCUCAGGGGGUCAAGCAACAAGAGAAAGAUCACGGCAAGCAACAAGAGAAAGAUCGUGUUUUUGACGUGCUGAGAAGCAAUGGGUAUCCUAAAAUAUUUCUGGACGAAGUUGAGAAGAGACGUGCAAGGAAAACAGAAUUCGUGCCAUCACCCGAAGAACUUGUACGUAUGUUUUUUGAAAAUGUCAAACCAGAGAACAAUCCCAGCUACACAGUCCUCCCCUACAUUAACAGCUCAACAGAACCCCUGAAAAGACUACUCAAACGAUACGGCAUCAGAACCACUCCGAACAUUAGAACAAGGUUUUCCAUCACCAAAGGACAGACCACUUCCCGAAAAACAGAUCAAUGUUGUGUACAAGAUUAAUUGCGCAGACUGCUCCUGGAGCUACAUAUGUGACACGACUGGCAGAGCUCUCGGAACGAGGAAAAAGAAAAGAAAACAAAAGAAACAUUGAAACAAUGUAAAUCCGGCUCAAACAUAGCAAAACAUGUUUGGACUGAGGACCAUAAAAUCGACUUUGAUGAGUGCGAAAUCUUAGACAAGGAAACCUAUCGACACAGAGCAACACUGGAGUCCUGGCAUACAGCAACCACAGUCAAUUCUGACAACAAUGGGCAACAUUUACCAGAACAAUAUACGUUUUUAUUAAAAAAGAACAGAUUCAUAUUUCUGCUUUGAAGAUCACACGUAAUAUCAUUUAUAUAAAUUAAAAAAAAGCAAAGGGCCCAAAACGGAACCCUGAGGAACGCCGGCUUCAAUUUGUAUCCAGUCCGAUGACUGACCAUCUAUUAUGACACGCUGCUUUCUUUCUGAUAAAUAACUUUUAAUCCAUUUAAGAAGAGGAUCUCUUACUCCCAAAUAUUCUAACCUACGGAGCAAUCCUUUGUGUCAAACUUUAUCAAAGGCCUUACUAAUAUCCAGGAAAACCAUCCGAACCUCUUUCCUUCUUCAAGAGCCUCGUAAAUUUUGUGUACAAUGAAAACAAGCUGAUUUACGGUCGAAUCUCCAGGUCGAAAACCAGAUUGAAAAGGAUUUAGGAAAUGAAUCUCAAGCAAAAAAAUAUAUAGCCUAAUAAAUACUAUUUUCUCGCAAACUUUCGACAAAGACGAUAAUAAAGAAACGGGACGAUAAUUCUCUUUCGAUUGGCGAUUAUCCUUUUUAAAAAUUGGUAUAACAUUUGCCAAUUUCCAGCUAAGCGGAAAUUUUCCGUUAGAUAAGGAUAUAUUAAUAAAACGGGAAAAUGAAUUUGCAAUACCAACAGCACAUGUCUUAAUUAGAAAAUUUCCUACGCUGUCUACACCACAGCCUUUUGAAACAUCGACAGUGCUUAAUAAAUCUUUAACUUUAUUUUCGGUGGUGGAUAAAUGCGAAAGAAUUUUUGAAGUUUGAAAUUUGUUUAAAAUAGGCACCCGGAGCAUUGUUAUUUUCCACUUUACACUGGGAAAUAAAAUACUCAUUGAAAAGUGUGGCUUUUUCUUUCGCAUCCGUUAUCACACGGGGUCCGUCUUGUAUAACGGGUAUUUUGGAUUGAAUUUUACUCCCAUAUAAUGACUUAACAAGACCCCACCACUUUUUUGGACCUAAUUUACGAUCCUGUAAUUUUUUAUUGAGAUUUGCAAAAUAACUUACUUUGCAUUUACGUAUUAGUGCCGUCGUCAGAUUUCUUUGCAAUCUACAAUUUUCCCAUGUACGCAGACUUUUCCGUCUGCAGAAAAAAUUUAGUAGUCUAUUCCUUUUGCGGAUGGCUAUUCUGAUUUUUGAAUUCAUCCAAGGUUUAUCUCUUGGACGAAUUAUCACAGUCCUUUUAGGCACAAAGGACUCAAGAAUAUGAUGAAAACGCUGAAACCACCUAUUGUAUAACUCAUCAACAUCGUCAACAUUAUAGAAUACUUCGUCCCAUGCAGUGUUUUCAAGAACCUCACGUAAAGCAUUUACAUCUAUUUUGGAAUAAUCCCAGAUAUGGCGUGUAUAACACUUUUGUUUUUCUAGCGAAAUACUCAUCCGAGCAUAAACCAGCGAGUGAUCACAAUUACUUGGCGGGCUUAUAGUUCCAGAAUUCACAAAAUAACCUGGAGAGUUUGUAAUUAUAAGAUCUAAUAAAGUGGCACUAUGUGCAGUAAUGCAUGCUGGUUCAUUUAUAACUUGAAACAGGCCAUUGCAUUCCAGCCAUCUGUAUAAAUGUGAUCCGAAAUCAUUAUUGGGCAAAGUUUCCCCCAUUACAAAAUCAGCAUUAAAAUCCCCAAAGAGUAAAACAAAGGUACCAGGUACUUUAUUUAUUUCGUCUCAGCAGAAUUGCAAAUGAUCCAAUGUUGUACUUUAAAUUAUUAUUUAUUCAAAAUAGAUUGUAUUGUAUCUCCAGUAUGUGUGCGGCGCGACUUGUGAAUCUGUUACUCAUUACUUGCUAGAGUGUCCCCGAUACUCUUUUCCAUUUCCUUCUUUCUUGUUCUUUUUUUUUUUUUUAAAAAUAUGUAAAUGUUAUAUGAUGUAAACCCCUCGAUGAGCUUCAUAGCUCUUGGGCAAACGUCAUUAAUGAAUAUAUACGUUUAAAUAAAAAAAAAUUAAAUAAAAAAUAAAUAUCUUGUGCUACAAUUUGUGCGACGCUCAACUGUAUUUACUAAAUCUAUAUAGUCACUUUCUUCAUCAGAAUCAGAGAUAUUUAUGUGUCGCUUUGAACAUGGAUGAAUAGGUGGUUUUGUCCACAAUUUAGAUUGAGGUGAAAAAAUAUUCCAUGUAGUAAUAAGUCUAUCAACAUAAUCACAAACAAUUUGGGAAGCUUUUCUCUGCUCAUCUAUUUUCAUUUGAAAUAGAUUUGUUUGUCAACACCAGUGUUGUGUCUUUCUGCUAGAAACACUUUUAUUGCUACAUCUAUGAGCUCACAAAGACCAGAUCAGAUUUCAAUUUUGCAGCACCAUGGCAAUGAAUACUACCUCUAGCUUGAAACUCAUAUUGAUACCAAUGCCAUUAAGCAUCUAAUGUAUCAUACAACCAAUGUUUCAAAAAUGAUUCUAGAUGUUUAGUAAAACACCAAUCAACUAAGUGAGGAUUAAGUUCUUUGAUUGUUUGCAUGGCGAUAAAACAUAAUAGUUUUGUUUGUGGAAACACCACGAAAACGUAAACACCACAUAAAUGACGACGUUGCAGUAAUAAAUUUAUGUGGUGUUUCCACAAACAAAACUAUUAUAAGUGAGGAUUGUCAAUAACAUUUUUACGUUUGUCCUCUUUACUUAAAUUAUCAUCACUUGGAGAAAAAAGUGAAUGCAAUUCAGGCCAGUAAAGAUCUGCAGAAGAGAAUGUGAAAAAUAUUGUUGGGGCACCUUUUGCAAUAAUGAUUGCCUUUAAGUCUUCCUUAACUUUAAACCAAUAUGCACAACUGCCAGUGACAUUUGCUACGUAUCUAGAAAGUUUCGACAUAAAAGUUGAUGAACUGUUACUACAGGCCAUUUCUUGUAAUUCUUCCACAGUAAGAUGAGAUUCAUUUGGAUUCUGCUUGAGAAAAAUGGAAGUUUGUUGAAUGGCACAUUUCCUUUGGAUCAUAUUUAAAGCCCAAUAUGAAAACCUUGGGUGAGAAGAAAACCUGUACACCCAUUUUCCAUCAAUAUUUUCAGAAUAUUUCAAAAGAUGUUGAAUUUGAUUACCAAAAGGUACAUCUCUUUGCAGACAGGGAUUGGUUGGAUCGCCAUUACCAUCUGGAAAAAGUGUAGGAAAAACAAGGGUGGCAAGAAAUGGUGUUGUAUACUAAUUUAUUUUAUUUCUUCACUUUCUAAACAGCUAUUUGAAGAGACUGGGUGAAAGCUAUUUGUUUCUUUGUCACAGUUAACAACUUCCCCUCCAGUUAAAAUUGUAUCAGUAUCCUGAUCAACUGCAUCUGGGUCUUCUAAUGUUUCUAUUGUUGGUAUAUUAGAAGGAAUAACGUUACUUGGUCAUGAUUCUAAUGCAUUUGUAUCUAUAGUCACAUAUCUGUAUUGUGGAUUAUGUUUUAGCAACCAAUGUAAUGCUUGCUCACCUUUUUGUCUCCAAACUAAAACAUCUUUUAGAGCAUUGUCCUUCCCUUUCAUAGUAACAAUUAUAAUUGGUAUAUCAGAAGAACACGUCGAAGAGAAUUAGCUAACUCUGACACUUUUUAAGGCAAAUUUAUACAAUGUCCAAUAUAUCCCCUUUGACCACCAGGUUUUACAUACACUUUCAAUAUGGUGAGUGCUCUGGCAAUGAGCAUUUCUUCAAUUUGAGUUAAGCCCUGCAACGCAUCAGGCACACUUGAAAGAAUCAUACUAUUCUGAGUAGACAAUUUCCUUGGAUUUUUUUUUGUCACUUUUGCAUAUACGGCAAACAUAAUUGGCAGCACAUUUUGGUUUGAUUUUUACAGGCUUUGCUUCAAAACAUUCAGAACACAUGUUUUUCAGAACACUGAAUGGUGGUAUACUGCAUUGAUUCAUGGAAUAAACUAAGGUUUGCCUUGUAACUUUCAGAACCAAUGGAAUCUGUCUUUUGGUGUUGUUUAAGGUUUUGAGUUUUUUUAGAUGAUUUUCUACUAAAUGUACUAUGCUCAUUACUUAUAGAACCUUCAGACAAAACAUGACCUUCUUGCAUGUCAACAUUCUGCUUACUACUAUAUGCAUCAUGCUCAUUACUUAUAUCACCUUCAGACACCAAAUGACCUUCUUGCAUGUCAACAUUCUAUUUAGAUUUUGACAACUUACUUGAAAAUGGGCUAGCAUGAGACUUUUUUGUUGUUGUUUAAAACACUUUUUUCAUAUGUUUUUUACUUAAAAAAUAUGAAUCAGAAGAACAGUAAAUACUUUUUCUUUUGUCAUACAAAUUUUGUUUAUCAGACCUUGCAUUUAUGCAUACAUCAAGAACAACAUCAUAAUGUAUACCAGAUGUAUUUUGAAUGUAAAUGGAAAUUAUGCUUUGAGGCUGCAAACCAUCCAGCAUUGACUUCGAAAACUUAUUCCAUACAAAAUUAUUACCUGCACUUCGAUACACAUAAAUAUCAGUGCUAAGCGAAGAAGCAGCAGCAAAAAUUUCAAUGUCAGUCCUUCUCGGCCCAUGCCACUUGAUUGGAUAUAAUUACUCAAAGACAUCAUGUUCACAUGUGGUAGCAACUGGUUUUCAAUGGUUCUCAUGUGAUCUAAUAUGUUAUAUCUUACAACAGAGUGGUAGACUUGUCUCCCAGUAAUAACAUAUGAAAGAGCUCGAAAUAAACGAUUCCCGUCACCCAAAAUGUUAUGCAGUGUGGCUGGUUUAGUUAGUAUUUUUGAGUACCUUUGUUGCAUGAGGCAAGACAAGUGGCAAGUUUACUAAAGAGCACAUAAAUCUCUGGGCAUUUUCAUCAACUGGAUUGAACAAGAACGGACAAGCCAUAGUUAAAAAUUGCACUAACAGCAGUAAAUUAAACACCACUUUUAAAAACAAUCAACAUUCAAGCUUUAUAGUGUAUUAAUCAACCAAUAUUGUUGGUCAAAACGAGGUGUGCGUACACACCAAAACAUGAGGCAUGCAAACACACCAAAACAUGAGGCAUAUCUCGUACCUUUUACCAAUAAUGAUCCAGUACCACCAAUAAUGAUCUUCGCACUACAUUAAUAGUCAAACAAAUUGAAAAUCAAUAAAAAAUAUCCAGCCACAGCCAACUUUACAAUAUUAGGACAAUUUAUAAGGUUAAAAUCUCUUACCUUUUUAAGGUUUUAUAGUCUAAUAGUAAUAUUUCGCACGAGGCGUCAGGCGAGCAAAGACGCCAAACUGAACACGAGGCUCAAAUACGCUGAAAACAAUUUUAAACAGGCCAAAGUAAAAUGUUUUUCUAUCUUAAAACCUUAAACUGAUUAAAAAUAGUUUACAAAUCGAAGCAAGUAAAACAAUAAACAGUAUAUUUCAAAUACGCCACAUGCAAAUACUAUCUGUCACACGUCUCACGAAAUGCUAAACCAAAUAUCCAGCCACCAAAUGCGCUGAUAUUACAGGGUAUAUAUAGCGAAACAAAUUACACUAAACCUUAGACUGAUUAAAAAUAGUUUACAAAUCGAAGCAAGCAAAACAAUAAACUAUAUAUUUCAUAUAGCCAAACAAAUUACACUAAACCUUAGACUGAUUAAAAAUAGUUUACAAAUCGAAGCAAGGAAAACAAACAAUAUAUUUGAAUACGCCACAUGUCGCACAAAAUGCCAAACCAAAUAUCCAGCCACCAAUUGUGCUAAUAUUACAGGGUGUAUAUAGCGAAACAAAGUACACUAAAGAAUCGUGCAAAACAACAAACAACUGCCAAUCUUGCACUUAUUGAAAAACAGAAUAUCG
Paramuricea clavata is the source of this 8049-nucleotide messenger RNA. NCBI's taxonomy places the organism in Eukaryota, Metazoa, Cnidaria, Anthozoa, Malacalcyonacea, Plexauridae. The record is from the annotation of a GenBank genome assembly.